This is a messenger RNA of Culicoides brevitarsis, 558 nucleotides long. RefSeq lists its product as uncharacterized. The record is from RefSeq and is a predicted model, not a curated record. Lineage: Eukaryota; Metazoa; Arthropoda; Insecta; Diptera; Ceratopogonidae. Bases 106 to 483 code for a protein of 125 amino acids. The transcript has 2 exons.
UUAUAAAUACCGCGAGAAAAGCCUCUCUCAGCAUCAGUUUCAUUCUGCCAUCCGAAUAGUUAACGAAUAGUUAAAUCGAAACAAUUUUUUUUUACUAAAAUCAUCAUGAAUAAGUUUGUUUUCUUAUCACUUAUCGCUUGUGCCGCUGCUUGUGCUGGACAAACUGGCGACGUUACUCCCGCCACUCCGGAACAAGUUGAAGAAGCCGUAGCUCAAGCCGAAUUCGUUCGUGUUGUUCUUGCCUCGUCUUUAGCUGCUGCCAACUUGCCUCCAGCCUUCGCGGAUCGCGGAAAUGCCGUCUUGACGGAAGCUGAUGCCGCCUUGGACAAAUGCGAGGAACAAGUUCGCGAAACUUCCGUUUUGUGGGUUUACAAAGUCUGCACCACGACAGUUUUGAAGAGAUCUCGUUUCCAAUUGAAACAAUUGCAACGUGAAGCUGCCUUGGCUACUGCUUCUACUGGAAGCCCAGCUGUCGCUAACUAAGUUCGAGGCAUCGAGAAAAGAUGAGCUUGAUAAAAAUAUUUACGAAUAAAAAUUAAUUGAACGUCUAAAAAAACA